AUGGUAAAGAUCGAAUCAAACAUCUCCGCUAUACUCAUCUGCCCAAACCUUAGUUAUCUGGAAACAGUUGUGCAGUUGAUAUGUACAGGGGGAGGUGUUUUACACUCGUAUAUCAACCCCAGAGGUGUUGAUGUUGCACAAUGUCCACUGUCAGGUGGACCGUGUGAUCCUUUGGACGCUCCGGUGACUGUAAUCAACAGCACUCAGACUAUCUUUAACAUACCCAGUGUACAGAUAAAAGAUGUAGGGACAUGGUCGUGUAAACCUGGACGUGAAGCUCCUGGUACAUGUAAUCUGACUGCUGCAAAGACACCAACAUGCAACAUCACCAGUAAGGAGGACACUGACGACCUUGCCCAGUAUCAGGAGCUGACACUCACAGUGGACAUACAAGACUACUACUGUUCCACAGCCCUCACCUUCUCACUCCAGACCGGGAAUGUGACAACACUGCUGAUGGAAGCUGAUUCUGUAGCAAGUGUUUCUCACAACACUUUUUCAGUAACCAUGAAUGUGACGGCCUCCCACCUGGGGGUUGUAGGACUGGUAUUCAAUUGUCAUAACAGUCAAUUGAACCUAACCUGUGAUGGUCUGACUGAACUCAAGACUCCAACCUGCAGCAUAUCAAGUGACAAGGACACUGACAGACUUGCCCUGAAUGAAGAGCUGACUCUCUCAGUGGACAUUAUUGGCUACAACUGUCCUGUUGCAUCCAACUUCACUCUACAGACAGGGAACGUCCAACAAUUACUGAAUGUCAGUAGUGCCGGGGCUGGCAUUGAUCGUGCAACACCAACCUUUCAUGUGACCAAAACACACCUGGGUGCUGUUAGGCUGAUAUUCCACUGUCAACAGAAACACUGGAAUCUGACCUGCGAUGGCAUAACGAAACUCCAAACCAAAACAGCUGCUCUCCCAGAAAAUGAUGGACCAGCCACAGCCUCCACUCCAAUUAUUGCUGCCUGCGUUGUUGUUGCGAUAGUGUGUUUCAUCAUCGCCGUCAUCAUCAUCGUGUUUCUCGUCAAAAGAAAGCAGGGUAAACGGAGGGUCGCAGCCGGAUAUCCCACUUCUGACCACACUGUACACCAGGCUGAGGACAAUGUUGUAGUCGGCUCGGGAGGAUCUGCUUCUGGUGAUGAUCAACAAGGACCCGGAUUGCGUAUUAACCCUGUGUACAUCCCCACUACAGUAGGUGGCAGCCUGGAAUCCUAUAACGGCACAGUAACAACAGGGACAUCCACAGAGACAGGUGUGAUGGAUGGUGAUUACCUACAUCCUGAGGUGAUGGGAAACUAUCUUGCUCUUGAUAGAAAUGCUGUCCAGCCUACGAACAUUUAUGAACAUCUGAGAAUAUAUGAACAAAUUGCCAACAUGUGAAGUGAUGACAUUCUGCAACCAAACGGGUGUCUACUUUGUCUCACCUUGUACAAAUUGUAUGAAAUACAUGCCCAAAAUUGCAAAAGAUCACACGAUUAUAACCAUCACAUGAGUUUCAUAUUAUAAUUUAUAACUAAUAUUCAUCAUAAUUUGUCACAGAGGACAAAGUGUUGUUUAUUAAUCUGACCUCCAUGUCAGAAUGAUGAGAUCUGAUUGGUUCACGUGACCUCGAUAAGCUACUAUUUAUCCUGUCUGGGAGGGAAAUAAAUUGCUGAGUUGGUGAAUAUAUCCCUUGUCCCUUGUACCCCGCCACAAACCAACCAGGCUGCACGUUGAUUUCUGAGAGGGAUAAUAAAACCCUUAUACACUGCUACGAAGCAAAAAGAUGCACGUGUUUAAGGAGUCAGUGCAAAAUACGUAACACAACACAAGUUAACCUCAGCUCAAUUGAACAGUUGUUUUCUAUCAAUUUUUAAGGUGUUUUUAAUUAUUUCCCAAUGGCAGAUUGUUCGUUGUACGAGCGUAUCACUCGGCGUAUACAUGGUUUUAUUCAUCCGCCUCGUGGAAUAAAACCUAACGCGGGGCGCAUAAAACCACAUACACUCCUCGUGAUACUGCUACAUCUUAUUAUGAUCCACCCUUAUAUUAAACAAUGGGGGGCACGGGUGGCCUAGCCGUCUAAGGCGCCGCGAUUCGCUGUGCAGAAUUGCGUCCCCUGGGCACGCCAGAAACCUACGAUUGUGGUCUCGAAUCCCGGUUAACCCCGAAUAAUGUUUCUAAGUUUGGCAGCACGAUACCCGUGCUCGUGGGUUUCACCGGAGUGAGAAACGUCUAAGACGUGGAUCACUUCAUGUUUUCCUCCCACAUCAAGCUGACACGCCGUGAUAUAACUGGAAUACUGUUAAAAGCGGCGUUAAACCCAACUCACUCAUUCGCUCAAUCAAAUAAUAUACCAUAUCCCCCUGUCGUUCAUCGUGUCUUGAUACAUUUUGAAUUCAAAAACAGUUAAUUUGCCUGGCAUUGACAGAAUACAUGAUUUAUUAUUUGUUUGUAAUGGUAAACACUCUGAAAUAACCAAUCCAUGUUAUAGGAUUGUGAUGAAUAUGAUUGUUGACCCUCCUUCCAAUAUUAAGCUCUUGAACGAAAAGAAUGUCUGUCUUGUGGCAGCGUAUUGGGAAAAUUCUAUCUAUAAUACGUGGCUGCAUUAUGUUACCAUAGUGACAACUCUAUGAAGGCCAACUCAUCUUGGAAUUCCGUAUUCUGUGUUGUUGUUUUUUUACUUGAUUGCAAACAAAGAAGUUGAAAUUCGUACAGAUGCUGGUUAAUUCCUUACCUCACUAUGCCAGAAAAUGAAAUAUAAAUGUAUUCAGUUUACUAUUUUAUAAUGUAUUAACAUUCUAUGUAAUGCCCUUUGCCACAGGUUAAUAAAGCUCUUGUUUUUU
Haliotis rufescens (red abalone) is the source of this 2819-nucleotide messenger RNA. RefSeq lists its product as uncharacterized. The record is from RefSeq and is a predicted model, not a curated record. The transcript is spliced from 7 exons. NCBI's taxonomy places the organism in Eukaryota, Metazoa, Mollusca, Gastropoda, Lepetellida, Haliotidae. Bases 1 to 1377 code for a protein of 458 amino acids.